Messenger RNA from Phaedon cochleariae (mustard beetle), 714 nucleotides. Lineage: Eukaryota; Metazoa; Arthropoda; Insecta; Coleoptera; Chrysomelidae. The record is from the annotation of a GenBank genome assembly.
AUGUCAAUUAAUAUACAGUCAUCAAAAGAAUUAUCACAUGUCAAAAUCAUGAAUAUUUCAGAUUCACUGAAAAACAUUUAUAGUGGUCCAUUCUCAAAUUAUUUGGCCAUUUCCACCAGUCUAGACAGUUUGAUUGAACAACAAAGUAAAUUAGUAGAUGGUCUAUUCAAGUUACACAUCAAUCUAGUAGAUAUAACACUAAAAUAUAAGAAACCAUUACUACCCCAAGAAGAAGGUAUAUUUAUGGGAACUAUAAUGAAACAGAUAGAAGUGAUCAAGAAAUUCACUACAGAAAAUGAAACUAGAUCAGAAUACCUACUAUGCGUUAGUAGAUUCAUCGAUAUUUUCUCGUGGAUAACACAAAGAGAGAUCGGUGAUUUUUUAGAAAUCCUGAACAAUAAACUCUCAAUUUACAAGAAUGAUAUUAUGAAUGGUACUCCGAGUUAUGAUAGAGUCCAUAAAAAAUGGCUGGAAUCGUGGAUCGAAACUCUAGAAAAGCUGUCAGAUUUCGUUAUGAACAAUUACCUCAACGGCCUCACAUGGAUGGGCACUGAGAAGUUACCAGUUCAGUUUUUAUUGGGUGAUAUAGCAUCAGAGUUCAGAAACUUUGAUCACUUGGCACUAUUUAAGGAAAUCAACCAGGGAGAAAACAUUGUGAGGAUUUUACGACACCGGAGUGAUGAUGAUGGUGAAACCUCAACAAGCGUAGAAUAA